AGCACAGUCAGGAACACAAAUUGAGAGGCAAGAUGGAGGACGAGGACGCGAUGUAUUUCCCCCCCCUUUCCGAGAUGGAGAAGCUGAUGUCGCACCUAUUAUGCUAAUAACAUUACGUAUUUUCUGUAUCAAACUCGCGAGCGGGCCGUUUUUACGCAUUGUAUGUAAACAUGCAGUAGGUGCGCGGUUCGCGUUCAUGAUGAGUGGAAACGAGAGGAGCCAAAAUGGAGAAUCCCGAAAACAGCUGUGCUGGAUUGACUUCAAGAUGGAGAUUUUCUCCCCUUCUGAUCGCCUUAUUGUGUAUGAGAGACUGUUGUCUUGUGUUUAUGAAGACAAAGCCCUUGACAAGUUGAAGUGCACCAGAAGAUGUUAAAGAAAUGAUAGCCGCACCGGAAUUACAAACAGAGUAUCAUUACCCUCAGGACACUGACACACGAUUCUCAUCAGACACCGACUUUGAUGAUCCUGAUGUUCGAAAUGCUGUUACUGGAAAAGGAAAGGCGAAGAAAGGUAAAAAGGGCCCUGGAGAGAAGGGCAAAGGAGUGGGGAAAGGAGCCGGACGCAUGAACGGACACCACCAGGAGAACGGCAUGGAAAAUGUCAUGCUUUUCGAAGUGGUCAGGCUGGGGAAGAGUGCCAUGCAGUCGGUCGUUGAUGACUGGAUCGAGUCCUAUAAACACGACAGAGAUGUCGCACUCCUCGACUUGAUCAAUUUCUUCAUCCAGUGCUCUGGCUGCAAAGGUGUUGUCUCUGGUGAGAUGUUUCGUAAUAUGCAGAACUCCGAGAUCAUCAGGAAGAUGACAGAAGAGUUUGAUGAGGACAGCGGAGAUUACCCGCUCACUAUGGCCGGCCCGCAGUGGAAGAAGUUCAAGACUAGUUUCUGCGAGUUCAUCGGCGUGCUGGUGCGACAGUGUCAGUACAGCAUCAUCUAUGACGAGUACAUGAUGGACACGGUCAUCUCGUUGCUCACCGGUCUCUCUGAUUCUCAAGUCCGAGCCUUCAGACACACCAGCACACUGGCAGCCAUGAAGCUGAUGACGGCCCUCGUGAAUGUAGCACUGAACCUCAGCAUCAACAUGGACAACACUCAGCGGCAGUACGAGACUGAGAGGAACAAGAUGAUUGGCAAGAGGGCCAACGACAGGCUGGAGCUUCUGCUACAGAAACGCAAGGACUUACAAGAAAACCAGGAUGAAAUUGAAAACAUGAUGAACGCCAUUUUCAAGGGUGUCUUUGUUCAUCGAUAUCGUGAUGCGAUUGCAGAGAUCCGGGCAAUCUGCAUAGAGGAGAUCGGCGUGUGGAUGAAAAUGUACAGCGAUGCUUUUCUUAAUGACAGCUAUCUUAAAUAUGUGGGCUGGACCAUGCAUGACAAGCAAGGUGAGGUGCGUCUCAAGUGUCUCACGGCACUGCAGGGUCUGUAUUAUAACCGCGAGCUCAAUGCCAAGCUGGAGCUCUUCACCAGCCGUUUCAAGGACCGCAUUGUAUCCAUGACACUAGACAAGGAGUAUGACGUCGCAGUGCAAGCAAUAAAACUGCUCACGCUGGUGUUACAUAGCAGUGAUGAAGUUCUGACUGCAGAAGACUGUGAGAGCGUCUAUCAUCUAGUGUACUCAGCCCACCGACCUGUUGCCGUGGCAGCAGGAGAGUUUCUCUUUAAGAAACUUUUCAGCCAUCGAGACCCAGAGGAUGACAGCAUGCCCAAAAGACGAGGCCGACAGAGCAUAAAUGCCAAUCUCAUCAAAACCGCUGUCUUUUUCUUCCUGGAGAGUGAGCUUCACGAGCAUGCUGCCUACCUAGUAGACAGCAUGUGGGACUGUGCAGCAGAGAUCCUGAAAGACUGGGAGUGCAUGAUCAGUCUACUUCUGGAUGAGCCACUUCCUGGAGAGGAAGCUCUGACAGACAGACAGGAGACGGCUCUCAUAGAGAUCAUGCUGUGUACCAUCCGUCAGGCCGCAGAGUGUCAUCCUCCUGUGGGCAGAGGCACGGGCAAGAGAGUUCUCACAGCAAAGGAGAAGAAAUCUCAGCUUGAUGACCGGACGAGAAUGACAGAGAUUUUUUCCACAGCACUGCCAGCUUUACUCGCAAAGUACUGUGUCGACGCAGAGAAAUUGACUAACCUGCUCCAGCUGCCGCAGUUCUUUGAUCUUGAAAUCUAUACCACAGGCCGUUUGGAAAAGCACCUGGAUGCAUUGUUACGACAAAUCCGAGAGAUUGUGGAGAAGCACACGGACACAGAUGUCCUUGAGGCCUGCUCCAAAACCUACCACGCGCUCUGCAACGAGGAGUUCACCAUCUUCAACCGGGUGGAUAUCGCCCGCAGCCAGCUCUUGGAUGAGUUAGUGGACAAGUUUAACAGGCUUCUGGAGGAUUUCUUGCAGGAGGGUGAAGAUCCAGAUGAAGAUGAUGCUUACCAAGUUCUGUCUACACUGAAGAGGAUCACUGCUUUCCACAAUGCUCAUGACCUCUCCAACUGGGACCUCUUCACCAGCAACUACAGGUUACUGAACACUGGGAUUGAAAAUGGUGACAUGCCUGAGCAGAUUGUCAUUCACGCUCUGCAAUGCACACAUUAUGUCAUCCUCUGGCACUUAGCCAAGGUCUCUGAAGGCACUUCUAAAAAGGAGGAUAUGGUGACUCUGAGGAAGCAAAUGAGGGCAUUUUGUCUCAUGUGCCAGCGUUACCUAACAAGCGUCAACACCGCCGUCAAAGAGCAGGCCUUCACCAUCCUAUGUGACCUGCUGCUGAUCUUUAGCCAUCAGAUCAUCUCAGGGGGCAGGGAAGCUCUGGAGCCCCUAAUACACACACCUGAGGCAUCCUUGCAGUCUGAGCUUCUCAGUUUCAUUCUGGACCACGUGUUCAUUGACCAGGAUGACGACAACAACAGCACAGAUGGGCAGCAGGAUGAUGAAGCAGGAAAAAUCGAAGCUUUGCACAAGAGGCGAAACCUGCUGGCAGCAUACUGCAAACUUAUUAUUUACAACGUAGUUGAGAUGAACACUGGUGCAGAUAUAUUUAAGCAAUACAUGAGGUAUUACAAUGACUAUGGUGACAUCAUCAAGGAAACCAUGAGUAAGACAAGACAGAUCGACAAAAUCCAGUGUGCAAAGACUCUCAUUCUCAGCUUACAGCAGCUAUUCAAUGAAAUGAUGUCAGAUCUUGGUCCCAGCUUUGACCGGUCAUCCUCGUCUUUCUGUGGCAUUAAAGAGCUCGCUCGCCGUUUCUCUCUGACCUUCGGCCUGGAUCAGCUAAAGACCAGAGAGGCCAUCGCCAUGUUACAUAAGGAUGGUAUUGAGUUUGCCUUCAAAGAGCCGAAUCCUCAAGGCGACGGAUAUCCUCCACUUCACCUGGCCUUUUUGGAUAUUCUCAGCGAGUUCUCAUCCAAACUUAUGCGGCAGGACAAGCGGACUGUGCACAUGUAUUUGGAGCGCUUCAUGACGUUUCAGAUGGCCCUGCAGAGGGAAGACUGCUGGCUGCCGCUCAUCUCCUACAGGAACUCGCUGCAGGCAGGUGGAGAUGAUGACACCAUGUCUGUAAUCAGUGGCAUCAGCAGUCGAGGAUCCUCCGUCAGGAGCAAAAAGGCUAAACCUGCCACCGCUAAGAGAAAAAUACCAGAAGAGGAGAGCAGCAGCAGCAGCAGUGAUUUGUGGAUGAACCGGGAGCAGAGCAUGCCGACGCCUGUCAUGAUGCCAUCACCCCACCUCACGUCCACCGUCAUGAGAGAGCCCAAACGCCUGCGUCCCGAGGAGAGCUACAUGGGCGUGUACACCAUGACCCCCGAUCAGCAACAGCAGCACGCGCACCCUCCCACUCUACAGCCACAACACCAUCAAACAACCAUGGACUACAACACACAGGUCACUUGGAUGCUUGCACAGAGACAGCAGCAAGAGGAGGUGGCCAGACAGCAUCAGGAGAGAGUCAUGAACUACGCUAAAUUAAGGACCAACCUUCAGCAUGCCAUUCGACGAGGGACGGGCCUAAUGGAGGAUGAUGAGGAACCUAUUGUGGAAGAUGUGAUGAUGUCAUCGGAAGGCCGACUGGAGGAUCUUAAUGAAGGCAUGGACUUUGACACCAUGGAUAUUGAUCUGCCCCCAUCGAAGAACCGGCGAGAGCGAUCAGAACUGAAGCCCGACUUUUUCGACCCCGCCUCCAUCAUGGACGAGUCUGUAAGAAGCACACAUUUCCUGGGUUAUGAUGCUUUUCAGCGGUAAUGGGGACUUGUUCACUCCACCUUUAAGGACGUGAAAGGGAGACCACCACUAGAUGGCACUAGCAGGAGUGAUUUCAGAAUUUCAGAUUUAAGAAUUGCCCUUGUGCUAACAAAAGAGAGGGAAAGCAUAAUACUAAUAAUCUGGACCCAUGAUGAAAUUGAAACGAUUGUUUGGUAACCUUAAACACUGAACUGAAUUUGAACAUUUUCUCUUGUAGGUCCUGGGAGUGCCCAUGUUUUAAGAUUAAAAUUGGAGGAGUGUGAAGAGAAGAGACAUUUUGUGCGAAUUCAGAUCGAUUCUCUAAAGAGAAUUAAAUUCAAUGGAGCGAUUGGCAUCCAAAUCGGCUUGUACCAUUGACGCUUACUAAAACAGAAAGGAAAGCGGAGCAAUUUAAAGUCUUUGCGAUCAUUGUGUGGGCUUUCCCUGAUCGGUAGAUACUGAACAGCAUGGAAUCUCGGACUGUCCUUAGCCAUACAUGAGUACAUUAUCGAAACAACUGUGAAAUAAUUAUAUGUAUGGUUAUACGUAUCAUUUUUUCACAGUUGAACGCCAUUAUGUUUGAAGAAACAUAUGUGAGAUCUCUUAGAGUUGUGGUAUUUCUUGAAAUUUAGGGGUGAAUGCAUCUUUUUUAACUUAAAUACAACUUUGUUAUGUAUAGCCCUUUUGUAAUAGUGAGUAAUCUGGUGUAAAGUAGUAAUUUAUAAGCAGGUUUUUGCUCAUCAUAGUGAGUAUUGAUAUAUAUUUUAUUCUUAUCUAAUAUGUGAAAUGGAGAAGAGCCUCCAGGUCUUUAUAUCUAGUAUUUAGUUUCCUUUUUCUCCUCUCGUAAAAAUCAUGACAUCCAAUAUAAAGGGUAAAUCGAAAAUCAUACUGGGCCGUAUUUAUUACUGCCUUUGGUGCACGAUUGGCGUAAUUUUAGUGACAUGAUCAGUGAUUGGAAAAUGCUGAACCACCAUUCAGUGGUCCUGUUGCUCGUGUUGCACCGACAAAAUCAUUUUUCGUGCCAACUGCCCUAGUAAAUCAGAUGCUCAGAAAGACUAUAAUUCUUCCACUUAGUCACAAGGCUUAUCCAAAGAAUAGAUCUGCUCGCUUGUCCCUCUAAAAUCUUAAGAUCAAGAUGAGGAAAUCUCUCCAGUAGUGCCAUUGUGUCGUCUCUGAUAAAACCAGGAGUUAGUGUAGUAUGUCUGGUGGAGAUUUUCUUCCCCUGAUUAGAGCUAUGUAGACGUCUACAUUUAAAUCAAAUUAUAUAUAAAUAUAUAAAUUGGUGCUGAUUUUAUAACUGUGCUGUUUUUGUUUUUUAACUCCAAGCUCGAGUUAAAAGGUUUUGGAAAUGUAUAAGAACAUGUCUAAACAAGAGUGUGUAGCCAUGCAGCAAGUAAAGUUUUGAAAUAUUUUAUAUAUUUUUUCUUUCUUUUCCUUUUUUGUGUGUAUUGUUUGGAUUUGUUUUGUUUUUUUAGUCGGUCUUAAGAUGUUUUUAGGUUUUCACUUUUUUCCUUACUGUAAAUUGGAUUGUUUUACAUUUAUGGACUGAACUAUUCCACUCAGCUCUAAGCUUUUUCCCAAUAUGAAAUAUUCAAUAUGUAACGUAACAUCCUGUGAGAUCUUUAAUGUUACAGCAUUGCAUUCGGCAGCUUUAGAAAGCUUAACUAAUACAUUAAUUUAUAUGACAGACAUGUGCAUUUUGUCUGGGGUAUAAUUUUAAUCAUUCCAUGUCUUGGCCUUAAAACAUUGUUUUAUAAAGAAAAAAUAGAAGGUGGUUGUCAAACAGAAAUCUUCCAUGUUUUAACUUUUAUGUGAGGUACAUUGGAUUCCUUUUGUAUGAGAAAAGGAAAAGUGUAUUUCUGCAAUGGCAUGGGUGUACUUAUUUAAAAGAAGGUGUGCAGACAGAGUUUUGGGGUUUUUGAAAGUAAAUGCCCUCGGGGCAAAACUGUCUUCUGUUCCUCACCACUACAUUAAAACUGCUGAAUAGAUUGUGUAAAUAUACAUGCAUUUAAACGUAAAGCUUAAUUUUCUAGUGCUUUUUCUGUUAACAUUUAAGCAUAUUAUCACUUUCCCCUGUUCAGAGAUAUAAACUCAUGCAUAACCGUUUCCUGUCCUCUGUUAUCCACUGUAAUGUUUCUGAUUUGUAUCUGUCUGGAGACAGUGCGUUUUUGAAUAAAAGUAAAC
Messenger RNA from Triplophysa rosa, 6374 nucleotides. RefSeq names its product STAG2 cohesin complex component b (gene stag2b). Bases 378 to 4211 code for a protein of 1277 amino acids. Gene Ontology annotation, molecular function: chromatin binding. The transcript has 33 exons. The record is from RefSeq and is a predicted model, not a curated record. Gene Ontology annotation, biological process: sister chromatid cohesion. Gene Ontology annotation, cellular component: cohesin complex; chromatin; nucleus. Lineage: Eukaryota; Metazoa; Chordata; Actinopteri; Cypriniformes; Nemacheilidae.